This is a messenger RNA of Chondrus crispus (carragheen), 825 nucleotides long. RefSeq lists its product as hypothetical. Gene Ontology annotation, cellular component: membrane. Lineage: Eukaryota; Rhodophyta; Florideophyceae; Gigartinales; Gigartinaceae. The coding region runs from base 1 to 825 and encodes 274 amino acids. The record is from RefSeq and is a predicted model, not a curated record. The transcript has a single exon. Gene Ontology annotation, biological process: lipid metabolic process. Gene Ontology annotation, molecular function: oxidoreductase activity, acting on the CH-CH group of donors.
AUGUCUGACCAACUCUUCGCUUCGAUAUCCCAAUAUCCUCUCGCGUUUGCGGCUUGUGCAGUCAGUCUCCUUGAGAUACCGCCUACGUUACUGAGCCAUUAUGCACCUUCUUCGUUUCCAAUUGAAUAUGCAGAUGUCUAUUCAACCAUCCUUGCCCUACUGCUUACCGUUUUGUACUACAUUUCAAGCGCGCAGACUGCGCGGCAGUCAUUCCUUUGCCUUGCAGUUUCCAUAUGGGCAAUUCGCUUGUCCACAUUCUUAGGAUCUCGGGUCAAGGCAGGCUUUCGUGACUCUCGCUUGGACAUAUUUCGCGGAUCUAUUAAACGCGCUGCACGCUGGGGCUUCGCACAGGCACUCUGGGUCUUUUUAACGUUGGUCCCGGUCUGGAUUGGCAUGUCAUCUUCGGCGCGGAUGUCAUCCCUUAGUGCAGUGGAUAUUGCGGCUAUGGGUCUCUGUGCCAUCGGUUUAGUGAUAGAAGUACUCGCGGAUGUUCAGAAAACUGCGUUCCUCAAGUUCAACAAAGCACAACCGGAGGCUGCAAGGAAGCUUGCUUGUGAUGUCGGGCUAUUCAAAUACUCAAGGUUUCCGAACUACUUCGGAGAAUGGCUCUUUUGGACCUCUCUUUGUCUGCUUACGUGGCAAGGGUCAGAAGGACUAGUCAAGAUGUUGCUGCCAGUCUCUUCUUGGUUUGUCUCUAAAGUGUUCUUCCUCUUUUCAAUUCCUAUCGCUGUUACGGCAAUCAAGAGGCGUGCCACCGAGGGUCAGUUUGCGGAAUGGUGCGAAAUCAGCAUAUUUGUUCCGCUUCCCCGACGCAAAAAGUCGUAG